AUGAGCAGCCUGCUCUAUCCAUAUGGAAGUUCUACGGGUGAUACAUUCAACGAAAGAAAUGAUGAUGGCGCAUCCGACAUGAUACCCAUCUCAGUAGCACUGCCAUUCUUCGACCACUUGCACAAUUCUCUUUGGGUAACAAUAAAUGCUGUUCUUUGUUUCAUGUCAAUUGAUUUGAUGACUUGUGCAGAUCUUGAAGUUGACGGCAGACGUUUGAUAGCUCCCUACUGGGCCGACGUUGACACAGAAGAAGGAGGACAUGUCAUGUACCGUGAGACAACUGACAGUGGUCUUCUUGAACGCGCCACUGUGGACAUCACCGCCGCCUUCCCGCAACUGCCUGAUUUCCGGGCCACGUGGGUCUUCAUUGCGACAUGGCACGACGUAGCUUAUUAUGGAACCAGAAGCCAUAAGAGGAACACGUUUCAGGCAGUUCUGGCUUCGAACGGACGGCACAGCUUUGCCAUUUUUAACUACGGCGACAUCACGUGGACAACCGGUACAGCAAGUGACGGGAAUGCUUAUACAGGUUUAGGAGGAGUUCCGGCAAAGGUUGGAUUCAAUGCCGGGGAUGGUAUCCGGUUCUUUUGCACCGAUACAUCGCAAACCGCUGACAUCGUGAACGUCGAGACAACUUCCAACGUCAACAUUCCAGGCCGCUGGGUGUUCCGCAUCGACAGCGCGACCAUCCAAGAUGGCGGAUGUCAUACUGAUGGGCCAGUCACCAUCUUCCCAUUCUUUGGGACGAUGCUGGGUGGAACAGAGGUUUCCAUAUCCGGGCCCUGCUUUGCCGACCCAAGUGUUGAGAUCUGGUGCAAGUUUGGGGACAAGGACCCGGUGCAAGGAUGGUUGGACAACACUAAGGCAGUCUGCAUUUCACCGUUUCUGUCUGUACCUGGCAGGAUUCCGUUACAGCUCUCCGCUGAUGGCGGAAAUACGUACGAACAUGAAGAUGUGUUCACAUCAGCUGAUCCAGGCCGACUUGUCUCGGUCUUAGAAAUCACGGAAAAUGCCGACGAGACUAUAACUAUCGAAUGGAAUCCAGAUAAUGUUGAGGGCAAUACAGUAAACGUGCACCUACAUGGAUAUGAGGAAGCAACUGGGACCUGGAGCACCGCUGCACAGCUGGCCAGUGGGAUUUCCAACACGGGCAGCUACACCGUUUCCACUGCCGAUGGGUUAAACCAAGCCCUGGGGGACACAGGAUCCUUUCAGGCAGAUCCAGCGUGCUUUGCUGGUUCCCCAAGCCCAACGAACUGCUACUACCACCCCGGAGCUCACCACUGUGUGCGGUCUAUCGGACAAACGUCCCAGGGUGCUGGUCAGCAGUGCUGCUACAAAACAGACGGCAGCCUACUGCUGGAUGGACCAGGAAGGGGAACAUCCGACAGGGUGCACACGUCAUCAAUUCUCGGUCAUUUUGGGGCUGACGUCUACCCCUGGAUCGUUUGCUGCAAGUUGUCCAACAACUGUGACCUAUACUUUGAGUUACGGCCAGCCAACGAUGGAACUGGCUACGUAUUUCCCAGGCCAGCAUGGACGUUUGGUGACCCCCACUUCAUCACUUUGGAUGGCUUGUCGUACACCUUCAAUGGCGCUGGGGAAUUCCUGCUGCUAGAUGUGAACAACGGAGAAUUCCGCUUGCAAGCCCGGAUGGAACAGCUAGUGGACGAUGGUUCCGCUGUGGAUGCCACAAUACUCACUUCUUUGGUGAUGAAGGAAAAUGCAUCGGAAGCUGUCCAGGUUCAGCUGAGUGAAGUGCGCACUAUGGACAUCCUUGUUGACGGCCAGCUGAAGGACUUCCAGGAACUAGCUGUGCAAGAAUUUAAUGGUUUCGUGGUGACUGCGGAGACUGCUACAGAAGCGCGGGUUUCCUUUAACUCCGGCAUCGGCGUGGCAGUGCGCGCUGUGGAGGACAUGCUGUCCAUCUCCGUUACACUGCCGCUCCACGCGAGAGGCAACACCGCGGGUCUGCUUGGGAAGUGGAAUGGAGACCCCACAGAUGAUCUGACCCGGCCGGACGGCGUUGUUGUCCCCUCCGACAGCAGCACGCAGGACAUUCACUACCAGUUUGGAUUACCGUGGAUGAUUAAGGAAGAAGACUCAAUCUUCACCUAUGCACCAGGAGUAACCUACAGCAGUGUCACUAACGUGGGGUUCACACCCGCGUUUGAACUACCGUCGGUCGAGCCAGAACUUCAGGCUGAAGCUGAGGAGGUGUGUGGCAGUGACAACCAAGCCUGCCUGUUUGACGUGCUGACAACUGGAAGGCUAUCGGUUGCAAAUGUAUCAAUCAGCGCCGUCCAGGAGUAUACUGAACAGGUGGAAGAGUUGCUUAACUGUGGUGAGCUGAGCCCCCCUGAUGUUCCCGGAACGCUGACGAUCUCCAACUACUCCAUCGGUUCGGUUGCCAACUUCGAGUGUGAAUACGGGGUCUUGGAAACACCAUGGGAACGUGUCUGCCAAUCAAAUGCCACUUGGAGUGAUGCCCCGCCCCCAGUCUGUGUGCUUCCACCUGGAGGGUGUUACGGUCUUCACCCAACCUUCCCGGUUGACAACUUUGCUAUCUACGACAACCGCUGUCAUUGGUUCUCGAGGACCAUCGACAAAAGCAACUACACGGGGGCGGAGCAAUUCUGUGAUACUCGCGGAGGAAAGCUGGUCACAGUCAAGGACUCGGCAAAGCAGGAGUGGCUUGAAGAUUAUAUCACCAAUAACCUGGCAAGAAGGAACUACUGGAUUGGUUUGAAAGACCGCCACACUGAGAAGUCCUUCAUGUGGAGUGACGGAACGGCUUUCAACGACGGUGACUACAACAACUGGCACAAACGACCCAAACACCACAAGCUGCGGGACUGCGUCAUCAUCCACCGUGUCGACAAGGAAUGGGCUGUGGUCAACUGCAACAAGAAACGGAACCCUUUCAUCUGUGAAAUGGUGAACACCAUUGGCUAAGUGACUGCGAGCAGCGCUGAUCGGCACUGCUGAGGAGAUGUGCUUAGCAACAGAGGAG
Molecule: messenger RNA, 3013 nt
Organism: Branchiostoma floridae (Florida lancelet)
Lineage: Eukaryota; Metazoa; Chordata; Leptocardii; Amphioxiformes; Branchiostomatidae
Product: sushi domain-containing protein 2-like
Exons: 21
Coding region: 1-2955 (984 amino acids)
Biological process (GO): cell-matrix adhesion
Source: RefSeq, a predicted model, not a curated record